Molecule: messenger RNA, 11255 nt
Organism: Closterium sp. NIES-67
Lineage: Eukaryota; Viridiplantae; Streptophyta; Zygnematophyceae; Desmidiales; Closteriaceae
Source: the annotation of a GenBank genome assembly
CGUUUCAUAUUCCUCCCCAAAUGACCAGCAGUUCCAGCCUAUGCCGUUUCAUCUCAGCCUUUUGAUUGUGUUGUUCCAGGCCAGGCCGUUUCAUCUCAUCUCAUGUCACGUCAUGGAUGACAUGGCUCCCCUGCUUCACACUCUCUCACGCCUCGCCUCCGCGGAUGAUCCUCGCGAUUCCCUCAUGGGAUACGCGAUCGGGUUACCAUACGUCAGCGACGUUUCGCCAAUGGUGGUUUCCAGCUUUCGCACACCGCCAUACCACAGGCCUAGUAAUCUCAAAGAUGAUCCGAUGAUCCAGAUCUUGACUUAUGAUGACAUCACAUAGCCUACUACCCACUUGGGACAUCCAUCCGACGUCCUUAUCCUCCUUUUCUCCCGUCCUAACCCGCGGUACCCGUGUUACGUAUGCACUUCGCGUGAAGCAGCGACCGUGGCGGAUUUUUGGGCCGGAAAUCGGCAAACCUGCGUGCGAUUUGAUCUGCAAAUCUUGAAGGCGUCCGUCGCGCGAUGUCGCGGGACGUACAGUCUCGCCGGUUCUCCAACCGGUCGCAUCGUGGCUCACGGCUACCCGUCUACACUGACGACGACGACGACGACGCGGCGUUCGAAGCCUGGCUGCUGCAGCAGGAGGGGGAGGCGGGCGGAACAGGCGGAACAGGCGGAACAAGCGGAAGAGGCGGAAGAGGCGGAGUGACGGUCAAAGGGGGGAAAGCAGAGGUGAAACCAGGAAAAUCGGAAGUAAAAGCGGGAAAAGCAGAGGCUAAGACGGGCAAAGAAGAGGUCAAAUCAGGGAUAUCGGAGGUCAAAACACGCGAGAAACGCGCGGGUGGCAAGGCAAAGGGGAAACAACCAGAGAAGGCAAAACCGGGUGCUUCCACGCGUGCAAGAGCAGCAGGGGGGGAAAAGCCGGACAGUGCAGUGACCACUGCUGGGGAGGAUGAGGAGGGGAAGGAUGAGGUGGAUGCUGACGUGUCAGGGGAGGCAGCUGAGGUGGAUGCUGACGUGUUAGGGGAGGCAGCUGAGGUGGCUGCGGAGGAUGAUGACGUGUGUGAGGUGUGCGGGGGCCAUGGAGAGUUGCUGAUGUGUGACGCGUGUCCGGCUGUCUACCAUCUGUACUGCCUGCAGCCGCCGCUCUCCCACGUGCCUGAAGGCUCCUGGUUCUGCCCCAAAUGUGGCUAUGACUGGUCGUCUGUCGAGCGAUUCCUGGGCGUGAGGGAGGUGGAGGGGGGGGGGGAGGGAGGGCGCGGUGAGGGGAGUGAGGGCGGAGUGGAUGGGCGGAAAGGAGAGGAGAGUGGUGAUGGCAAGAGGAGUCGUGAUGGUGGUAGGAGGAGUGGUGAUGGUGGUAGGAGUGGCGAUGGCAGGGAGAGUGGAGAGCAGGGCGAGAGGAGGCGAUGCGAGGAGUAUCUGAUCAAGUGGAGGGACAGGUCCCACAUUCACUGCUCCUGGGUACCAGCUAUGGCAGUGGAGGCAGCAGCAAAAAGCUUCCCGGGGCUUAAAGCCCGGCUGAGGAACUACCUGCGGCAGCGGGCAGAGGCAGCGGCAGAGAGCGCAUUGUUUGGGGAAGGGGAGGAGGAGGGGGGGGAUGGUGGGGCGGUGUCAGCGCUGCGGCCUGAUUGGCUGGCUGUGGAGAGAAUUAUCAACGCCAAGAAAAAUCGCAAGGGGCAGCAGGAGUACUUAGUUAAGUGGCGGGAGUUGGGAUAUGAGGAGGCCACGUGGGAGACAGAGGAGGAUUUGCGGAGCAAAGGGAGGGGGGCGGACAGUGGGAGGAAGGAGGGGAGGGAGGAUGGGAGGACGGCUGGGACGAAGGAUCCCGACCAGGGAAAGAAAGGUUCAGGAGGGGAGGGCAAUGGGAGAAAGGUCGUGAAGAAAGGAGAAGAGGAGGAUAGUGCUGUAGCAGUAGAGGGUUUCGAGGAGGCUCUUAAGGAGUACGGGGAGAUGAUGGCUAGAGGACCUAAGGACGUGGCAUGGGGACUGGUAGGAGGGGGAGGAGCGGGGGGAGGGGUUAGGGAGGCAGAUAGGGGAGUGCAGAGGAAGAAGAAGCAGGUUGAGUUCAAGGAGACUCCUGGCUUUCUCAAAGGAGGUUCGCUGCACCCGUACCAGCUGGAGGGGCUCAACUGGCUGCGGUUCGCGUGGCAGCAGAAGCAGCACGUGAUUCUGGCGGACGAGAUGGGCCUGGGCAAGACCGUGCAGGCCAUCUCCUUCCUGGCGUCGCUGCAAGAGGAGAGGGCCACAGCGCUGCCGCACAUGGUGGUGGUGCCGCUGUCCACACUGCGCAACUGGCAGAGGGAGUUCGCAACAUGGGCGCCCCAGCUGCGCGUGGUGAUGUAUGUCGGCACGGGCGCAGCAAGGGCUCUCAUUCGGGAGCACGAGUUCUUCUUCCCCUCCUCCUACACGCCUCCUCCACCUCCCACCGCUGCUUCGAGGAACGGGGCCAAAUCGGGCAAGCAUGGCAAAGAGCAAGGGAGGAAGAGCACGCAGGACAAAGGGAGGAAAGGGGGAAGGUCGGGAAGGCAUGGUCGGCGCGUGGGGAGUGCACAGCCACAGCUCAAACGCAAGAAGCGGAGCAGGGGGAAGAAGUUUGAGGAAUUGUCCUCCUCAUCCGAUGGUGAUGGCGACAAUGGGGAUGAUGGGAACGAUGGGGAUGAUGGGAACGAUGGGGAUGUGGAUGGUACGACGAGCGAUGACGAGGUGGAAGAGGUCGAGGAGGUGGACGGGGAGGAAGAUGGGUCUGGUAGAGAAGUGGCGGCCGGGGAAGGGGAGGAGGAGAGCGAGGACGAGGAGAAGGGCGAAAGGGAAGGAGAGGGGGAAGAGGAGGAAGAAGAGGAGGAGGUAGAAAAGAUGGAGGAAGGGUGGUCUGCCAAGAAGGUGAGAGGCAGGCAGACGGCAAGGAGGGUUUCAGGCAGUGGUGUGGGAAAGAGAGGUAGGGAGGCACAAGAGAGGGGUGUUAGAGGAAGCCAGGAGAGGCGGACGAAGCAGGCAGAGCCAACUAGAGAUGGAGGGAAGAAAAGAAGAAGGUCAGGGAAACAGCAGCAGCAGCAGCAGCAGCAGCAGAAGAAGAAGGGGCGAAUAAGGCAACGGAGAGAGUUAGAGUCUUCAUCAGAGGCAUCAUUGGAUGAGGAUGAUGAAGAGUAUGUGGUGCUGGAGGAGGAGGAUGAGGAAGAGGAGGACAAGGAGGAGAGUGAGUUGGAGGAGAAGGAGGAGAGUGAGGAGGAGGAGAAGGAGGAGGGGGAGGAGAGUGGGGAUGAAGAGGACGAAGAGGAGGAGGAGCCGCUAAGCAAGCGAGCGAAAGCCAACCGCAGUGGGAGGGGCAAGUCCCACAGCAGGGCAGGUGCAGGGCGCAGCAGCAGCAGGGGAAGUGAGCGCUCUUCCCCUGGCAGUGGGCGCGUGCAGCUGUCGCGGCAGCAGCGCGUGCGGUUCGACGUGCUGCUGACGUCGUACGAGGCGGUGAACAGCGACUCGCAGCACCUGAGGGCGCUGCACUGGGGCUGCCUGAUCGUCGAUGAGGGGCACCGGCUCAAAAACAAAGAGUCGAAGCUCUUUGGUACCCUGCAGAGCUACAACACGCUGCACCGGCUCUUGCUCACAGGCACGCCCUUACAGAGCUACAACACGCUGCACCGGCUCUUGCUCACAGGCACGCCCUUACAGAACAACUUGGACGAGCUGUUCAUUCUCAUGCACUUUCUCGAUGCCGCUAAGUUUGCGAGUCUGGAGGGGUUUCAGGGCGAGUUUCAGCAAUUAGGGCAGGAGGAGCAGGUGGCCAAGCUGCACCACCUGCUGGCGCCGCACCUCCUCAGAAGGCUAAAGAAGGACGUGUUGAAGCAGAUGCCGCCCAAGAAGGAGCAGAUUUUGCGGGUGGACUUGGCGCCGCUGCAACGAUCGCUGUACCGCGCCGUGCUCACGCGCAACUACCAGGCUCUCACUAAAGCCUCAGGGCAGCAGGUGUCGCUCACCAACGCCAUGAUGCAACUAAGGAAGGUGUGCUGCCACCCGUUCCUGGUGGAGGGGGUGGAGGAGCAGCAUGGGGGGGGCGCAACACCGGCAGAAGCCAGUCGUCGCAUGGUAGCAGCGUCGGACAAGCUGGCCCUAUUGGAGCGCAUGCUGCUGCGGCUCAAGGUGGGGGGCCACCGCGUGCUGGUCUACUCGCAGUUCAAGCGCAUGCUAGACCUGCUGCAGGAGUGGCUCAUGGGCAAGGGCUGGGGCUGCGAGCGCAUAGACGGCAGCAUCAGUGGGUCGGACCGGCAGCAGCGCAUUGACCGAUUCAACGCGCCCGGGUCGACUCGCUUUGUGUUUCUCCUCUCCACACGCGCUGGCGGCCUGGGUAUCAACCUGGCCACCGCUGACACCGUGAUUAUAUACGACAGUGACUGGAACCCGCAUGCGGACCUGCAGGCCAUGGCUCGAGCGCACAGGCUGGGGCAGACCCAAACGGUGAUGAUCUACCGGCUGGUGACCAGAAAUACAGUGGAGGAGCGCAUGCUGCAGACAAGCAAGAAGAAGAUGGUGCUGGAGCACGUGGUGGUGGGCAAGCUCAAGCAGCCCAACCUCAACCAGGAAGAGCUGGAUGACAUUCUGAGAUUCGGGGCGAAGGAGUUAUUCGAGGAAGAGAACGAGGAGGAGGAGGAAGAGGAGGAGGGGAAGAAGGAGGGGAAGGAGGAGGAGGCAGAAGGUGUGAAGGAAGGGGAAGAGGGGGCGUUGAAGAAAGCGAUGGGCGGGGAGGAGGAGGCAGGAAGCAAGGCUGGAGAAGGCAUAAAAGAUGCUCACAAGGAUGCUGACAAGGAUGCUGACAAGGAUGCUGACAAGGCUGCUGACAAGGAUCCUGACAAGGAUGCUGACAAGGCCACUGACAAGGAUGAGAAGGCAAAGGGGAAGAAGAAGGAGAGCCGCCGGAUCUUCUACGAUGAUGCUGCCAUCGACAGGCUGUUGGACCGCAGUGCAGUGCGCGAGGAGGAGGCAGAGGACGAGCCGGAUAACGACUACCUCAAGGCGUUCAAGGUUGCGAAUUUCAGCUUUGUGUCGGAAGCCGAGCAGGCAGAGGCAGACGCAGAGCGGGAGAGAGAACUGGAGAGGGAACGAGCACGAGAGAGGGAAAUGGAGGGGGGGAAAGACGGCAAGCGCAUGGAUGCGGCAGGGAGAGCAGCUUACUGGGAGUCACUGCUGAAAGAUCGAUUCGAGGCGGAGCAGAUAGAGACGUUUAUAGAGAUGGGGAAGGGGCGGAGGGCAAGGAGACACGGGGCGUGGCCGUAUUUGAAGGUUCUAGGGUUCACGUCCAAGCAGCGCAUGUCCUUCCAGCAGCUCAUCAUGCGGUUCGGGCUGGGCGAUUUCAGCUGGAAGGAGUUUGUGCCGCGACUUAGGCCGCGCACGCUGCAGGAGAUUAAAGACUAUGGUGCUCUCUACCUGAAGCACAUACAGGAGGAACCGACAGACCGCGACACUUUCUCAGACGGAGUUCCCAAGGAGGGCGUGUCCCCUCAAGAGGUGCUCAUUCGCCUGGCCCUGCUGCACCUGAUUCGAGCCAAGGUGACUUCUGUUGAGAGGGAGAGGGAGAGGAGGAGGACGGAGAAGAGGGCAAAGGAGAAGAGGGAGAGGGAGAAGAGGGAGAAGGAAAAGGGGGAGAAGGAAAAGGGGGAGAGGGAAAAAGGGGAGAAGGAAAAGGGGGAGAGGGAAAAGGGGGAGAGGGAAAAGGGGGAGAGGGAAAAGAGAGAAGAGGAAAAGAGAGAAGAGGAAAAGAGAGAAGAGGAAAAGAGAGAAGAGGAAAAGAGAGAAGAGGAAAAGAGAGAAGAGGAAAAUGCGGAAAUGGAGAAGUUGGGACAAGAGGGGGGAAUUGCGGAGGCAGAAGCAUCAUCUGGUGGAAAAGCCGAGGAAGGGGGUGCAAAAGCCGUGGUGAACAGCAGUGGGAGUGGAGAGGUGGGGCACUUGACGCUGCAGGUGGGGGAAGAGGAGCCAGGGAAAGAGCACGGGGAGGGUGCUUCCGGGAAGCGGGCUGUCGCUAAAGAGGAGCCGGAGGGAGAAGUGAAGAUGGAAGAAGAGAAAGACGAAACUUCGACGGAAGUUGGCAAGGGAAAGGGGGUAGUGGCUAAGGAAGAGCCGGGGGGGGUAAGGAUGAUGGAGGAAGAGAAAGACGAAACGCGGAUGGAAGAUAGCAAGGGAGAGGGAGAGAAGGGAAAGGGGAGUGCGGCUAAGGAAGAGAAGGAUGAAACGCGGAGGAGAGAAAGCGCAGGAGAGGGAGAGAGGGGAAAGUGGGGCGUGGCUAAGGAAGAGCCAGAGGGAGCGGUGAAGAAGACGGAGGAAGAAAGGAAAGUUGAAACGCGGACGGAAGAAAUCCAGGGAGCGAAGGAGACGGGGAAGGAGCAGGAGGCGAGGAAGGAGGAGGAGGAGGUGGGGGAUUUGGGGUGGGACGAGCUGCUGCCAGGGCUUCCGGACUACAUGAAGGCUCACAGCCAGCUGGCCUCGCUCUUCCGCACACGGCACUGGCGGGCAGCGCACGACCUGAAGCUGCUCAAGGGCAUCACCAAGCAUGGCUACGGGCGGUGGAGUGACAUCAUCAAUGACGAACAGCUGCGCCUUGCUGACGUGGCACGCACUGAGCUGUCGCUGUCGGCCGCCCCGCCCCGCAAUAUGAUUGGCUUUGCCCUUGAAGACAUCCCGCCCUCCUCACCUCUCCCAACUGCCACCUCAUCAGCUCAACCCACCAUCCCACCAGGAGCUGCCCCCUCCGCAGCUGCGCCCGCCAUCUCAACUGCGCCCGCCAACUCAGCUGUGCCCGUGGCCACAUCAGCUCAACCCACCAUCCCACCAGGAGCUGCACUCGCUACCUCAGCUGUUAACGAGGAGGGGAGUGGAGAGGUGAAGAGAACUCCGAGUGAGGACGAUGGGAUUGUAGUUGGCGGUGCUGUCGGUUCGAGCGGUGCUGGUGCUGCUGGUGCCAAUGUUGAUGGGAUGGUUACAAUACAAGCAGCGACAGCAGGUGGCUUAGCAGUUAAGGUGGAGCCAACGGGAGAAGAAGGGGCUGCACAGGAAGCGAAAACGGAGGGAGGAGAAGAGAAAGCGGGAACUGUAUCAAAGGACGGGGCUGCUGAGGUCGCAACGGAGGAAGCAAAGGAGGGAGCAAAGGAGGAAGCAACGGACGAGUUGAAGGAGGGAGCAAAGGAGGGAGGGACGGAGAAAGUGAAGGAAGAAAAGGAGGGAGCAACGGAGGAAGGAGCAAAGGAGGGAGCAAAGGAGGAAGUGAAGGAGGGAUCAAAGGAGGAGGGAGUGAAGGAUGAAGCAAAAGAGGGAGCGAAGGAGGAGGGAGCGAAGGAAUCAAAACUAGACGGAGUGUUGGGAGCAGCUCGGGACAGUGGGCGCAGUGCCGCUGCAGAAACGGUGGCUCUUACUGCAGCACCUGCAGCAUCUGCAGUGCCAGGACAAGUUCCUGCAGCUGCCACACCCGCUGUCGCUGCAGCAGCACCUGCAGCAGCACCUGCAGCAGCAGCAGGAAUGCCGGUGCCACAGCACUUGCAGGCGCAGGUGCCAGCGGGCAAGCGGCUGCGCCCGUGGACUCGCGAGGAGCACCUGGCAUGGAGCGCGGCGCAGAAGCGCCUGGUGGAGUUCGGCAAGCGGCGCAUCGAGCUGCUGUGCCGCGCACUCAACCUCGAAUACCACCAGAAGACUGCUGCUGCUAGUAGCGGCUACAGCGGUGGUGCUGCUGCUCCUGCUACUGCUGGUGCUAGUGCUUCUGGUCGCACUGUUGCCACCGGUGCUUCUGCUGCUGCUGCUGCUGCUGCUGCUUCUGGCAGGGGUACCCAUGCAACCGUUUCUGACAAAGGCGCUGCUGCUGCUGCUGUUGCUUCUGCUGGUGCAACUCCCCCACCUGUCGCACAUGCACCACACGCACCACCCGCGCCACACGUGGCACACACAGAACGUGCAGCGGGCCAGUUGGCCCGAGAGAAACUAGCGUCACAUGCAGCAGUACAGCCCACUCAAGCAUCUCACACAGCUCAUGCUGCAGUAUGGCUGAGUCAAGCGCCUCACAUGGCGAAUGCAGCAGGGCAUGGGAGCAGCAGCGGUGGCAGCAACCCAACGCUGCAGCAGCCACAGCAAGGGAGGGAAGGCGGCGGGGAAAAGCUGACUCGGCAGCAGCAGAUUGAGCAGCUUUAUCAGAAGCUGUUUCACGAUCCAGUUCGGCCGCCGCAGCAGCAGCAGCAGGAGGAGGAGCAGCUGAGGCGGCGGCAGGAGCAACUGCAGCUGCAGCAGCAGUUGCGGCAGCAAGAGCGGCUGCAACGGCUUGAGCAGCAGCAAAAGCUAGAGCAGCAGUUACGUGCCUUGUACCAACAGCAGCAGCAGGAGCAGCUGAGGCAGCAGCAACAGCAGCAACAGCAGCAGCAGCAGCAACAGCAGCAGCAGGAGCAGCAGCAGCAGCAGCAACAACAGCUAGAGCAACGGGUGCGUGCCGUGUACCAGCAACGGCAGCAGCAGCAGCAGCAGUUAGAGCAACAGUUACGUUCCUUGUACCAGCAGCAACAGCAGGAGCAGCAGCAGCGGCAGUUGCAGCAACAGCAGCGAUUGCAGCAACAGAUACAGCAGCAGCAACAGCUAGAGCAACAGUUAAAGCAACAAUUACGUGCAUCCUACCAGCAGCAGCACCAUCAGCAGAACCUUCAGCAGGUGGUUUCAGCUCUGACCGCCGGAACCACUGCCCUUUCCUCUCUUGCCUCUUCCCUGCCCGCCUCCUCUCCUUCCCUCGCCCCCUCCCUGCCCGCCUCUUUUGCCUCUCUGCGUGAGUCUGCAAGGCUCUCUCAGCUGAACCGCACUGCUGCGGUAGGCUCUACUGGUGCGGGCAGUACUGGGACAGGUGCCAUGCGGACAGGUGGCAUGGGGACAGGUGGCAUGGGGACAGGCGGCAUGGGGACAGGUGGCAUGGGGACAGGUGGCAUGGGGACACGGGGCAUGGGGACAGGUGGCAUGGGGACUGGUGGCAUGGGGACAGGCGGCACGGGAACAGGCGGAAUGGGGACAGGCGGCAUGGGGACAGGCGGCAUGGGGACAGGCGGCAUGGGGACAGGCGGCAUGGGGACAGGCGGCAUGGGGACAGGCGGCAUGGGGACAGGCGGCAUGGGGACAGGCGGCAUGGGGACAGGUGCUGCUGAGUUGGGAACCAGUGGGACGGGAACCAGUGAGAUGGGUAGCUUGGAAGCGAUACAGACGGCAAUGCAAGUAGCAGCCGAGUUGAAGAGACGGCAGCAGCAGCAACAGCAACAGCAGCAGCAGCAGCAGCAGCAGCAGAUGGGGGUGGGGGUGUGGCAGCAGCUGCAGGAGCAGCGGUUGCUCCAGAAGGAACAGCCGGACAUCGCAAGGAAGAUGCAGCAGGCCCUGCAGCAGCAGCAACAGUUUCAGCAGCAGCAACAGACCCAGCAGCAGCAGCAGCAGCAGGCUCAAAAUCAGCAGCACGUGGAUUCUAUAAGCUCUGUCCCUUGGACUGAGCCAUAUGUGAUCGGCACACCCGCCACUCAUGCUGCUGCUGCUCCACCUGCUGCCAUGGCUGCUGCUCUCAGCACCCGCCUGCAAGCUGACUCUGCCUUGAAGGCACCUCAAUCUCAUCCUGUCUCAGCGUCCAACGCACCUCAAGCCCAACCUGACCACGGGUCCAAGACGCCUCACAACAGCAGCGCCCAAGCUGACUCGGCGUUGAACGCUCCUGAAGGCCAACCCGACUCUGCCAGUGAGGCGCCUCAAGAGCAAGCGGAGUGUGACCCGUAUGUGGCGCUCAUACGCCGCCUCAAUGCCGAGGCUGAUGCCGCUGCAGCAUCAGGGGAGAAUGCUUCUGCUGAUCUUGAGGACGAACCAGCUGUAGCAGCUGUAGCAGCAGCCGAGGGUGCAUUUGCUGAUCUUGAGGUGGAGGCUGUAGCAGCAGGGGAGAGUGAGAGUGUACCUGUUAAUCUUGCGGGCGAACCAGCUGAAGCAGCAGGAGGGGGUGAGGGUGCACGUGCUAAUCUGGCGGGUGAGGCUGUAGCAACAAAGGGGAGUGAGGAUGCAUCAGCCACACUCUCGCAUGCCCCGGCUGUAGCAGCAGCAUCGGGGGGUGAGAGAGCAUCUGCCAGUGUCUCGCAUGUCCCGGUUGUAGCAGCACCAGCAGGCGGGAGUGAGAGAGCAUCUGUCAACCACUCCCAUUGCCCGGCUGUAGCAGCAGCAGCAGGGGGGAGUGAUAGGGCUGAGAUUAUCGCUGCGAUGGCGGCUGCGUCUGCUAAGCUCAGAAGGGGUCUUUCUGGAGCAGGAAAGUGUGAGGCGCCAGCAGCAGUUGGAGCGUCUGGUGCAGCGAGGAAGUCUGGAGCAGCAAAAGAUCCUGGUGCAGCUCAAAUGCCUGGUGUGGCAGUAGAGCCUGGUGCUGAUCCUGGCAGAGCAGAGCAGGCUGAAGCCGCUGAGGCUCACCAGGAGGUGGUGGAGGAAGUGCUACCAGAGAGCGAGGAGUUGGAGGUGGAAGUGGCUGCUGAACGCCCUGUGAAACGCUUGAAGUCAACUGAAGAGUCAGCUGUAAAGGCAACUCAAGUGUCGUCUCGAGUGACCCGGGGGAGCAGAGACACGGUUGUUGAAGUGGGGGCUGCUGCGCCUGGGGUGGAGUCACUUCCUGCCGAGCCGGUGCAGUCACCUCGUGUGAAUCCCUCACAGCCAACUCGGAAGAGACCUCGAGAAGACCAGGGGAUUGAGGACGUGGGUGUAGAGUCCCAGCUCCAGCGGCACCAGCGGCCGCAGCAGCAGAAGCAGACGCGGUCUCAGCAGAAGAAGCAGGUGCCAGAGCAGCAGCCACAGGAGCAGCAGCAGGAGCAGCCAGUGCAGCCAUUGCAAAGGCAGCAGGAUGUACUCGACAAAGGUGGAUCUGGUGAAGGCGAUCAAGUGGUGGCUCUGGACAAUGAGGACGAGGUCAUUGAUCUGUGCGAUGAUGAUGAUGAGGAUGAUGAGUGUAGGGCUGAGAAAAGCCCUUAGGAUCUUUCCAGAGACUUAAGUCCCACUUGUACAAGAGGCUUGAGUAGUGCAGCGGAAGUGUUGAGUAGUUGAACCCUUGCACUAGUAUGUGAGAGCAAGUGAUUGAUUAGAAGGAACAAGCAUACAGCAAUAUAUAGAAAAAUAAGAAAUGAAGCAGUUGUAGAAUACAAGACUAAGUCCCACUUGUACAAGAGGCUUGAGUAGUGCAGCGGAAGUGUUGAGUAGUUGAACCCUUGCACUAGUAUGUGAGAGCAAGUGAUUGAUUAGAAGGAACAAGCAUACAGCAAUAU